UUUAAAAACAUGGCUGACCCUUCCGGGAAUCUGUAUCCUCCCUGGGCCCAAACUCCAUGUCUUUAAAAGAGGAUCGAGCGGCCACCGAGUCUGACCUCUUCCUGAGAACUGAGCCUCAGAGUCGAGACUCGCCGGAGCUUUAGUUUCGCCGUUUACGAUCCGAUGGAGAUCGCGCCGGCGGUGCUGGAAGCCAAGGCCAACGAGAACGACAACCCCACCACCGUCUCUGUCGACAGCCUCAAAGCUUCUUCUUCGUCGUUAUCAUCGCCUCGCAGCUCGCCGGAAGAUGAAACGAGAUCCCCAGGGAAAUAUGACGAGGAGGAGGACGAGGGGGACGUUUGCCGCAUCUGCCGAAAUCCCGGUGACGCAGAGAACCCGCUCCGGUACCCUUGUGCGUGUAGCGGUAGCAUAAAGUUUGUUCAUCAGGAUUGUCUCCUUCAGUGGCUCAAUCACAGCAACGCUCGUCAAUGCGAGGUUUGCAAAUAUGCAUUUUCGUUCUCCCCUGUGUAUGCUGAAAAUGCUCCAGCAAGGCUUCCUUUUCAGGAGUUUGUAGUUGGAAUGGCAAUGAAAGCUUGCCAUGUUCUGCAAUUCUUUUUGCGCCUUAGUUUUGUACUUUCUGUUUGGCUCCUUAUCAUACCCUUCAUUACAUUUUGGAUAUGGCGAUUUUCUUUUGUGAGGAGCUUUGGUGAAGCCCAGAGAUUGUUCUUGAGUCAUUUAUCUACUACAGUUAUUCUUACUGAUUGUCUACAUGGAUUCCUGCUAUCUGCAAGCAUUGUUUUCAUAUUUCUUGGAGCCACUUCUUUGAGGGAUUAUGUUAGACAUUUAAGAGAGCUUGGGGGACCAGAUGCAGAAAGGGAAGAUGAAGGUGAAAGAAAUCCUCGUGCUGCAAGAAGACCUCCUGGACAAGCUAAUAGGAAUUUUGCGAGGGAAGGAAAUGGUGAAGAUGCUGGUGGAGCCCAGGGAAUUGCUGGAGCAGGGCAACUAGAUGGAAGGAACCCAGACAAUGUUGCUGUCCGGUGGGAGAUGCAGGCAGCUCGCCUUGAAGCUCACGUUGAACAGAUGUUUGAUGGUCUUGAUGAUGCUGAUGGUGCAGAGGAUGUGCCCUUUGAUGAGCUUGUUGGCAUGCAAGGGCCUGUUUUUCAUUUGGUUGAAAAUGCUUUUACUGUUCUGGCAAGCAAUAUGAUAUUCCUUGGCGUUGUGAUCUUUUUGCCCUUUUCAUUAGGUCGGGUUAUACUCCAUUAUAUAUCGUGGCUUUUCUCUUCUGCUACUGGUCCAGUAUUGUCAACAUUCAUGCCACUUACAGAGUCAGCCCUCUCCUUAGCAAAUAUUACACUGAAGAAUGCAUUAACUGCUGUAACUGAUCUGUCAUCUGAAAGCCAAGAAAAUGGGCUGCUCGGUCAGGUCGCAGAAAUGUUAAAAGUAAACACAAGUGGAUUAAAUGAAACCUCGAACAACAUUAGCAUGCCCCUGUCAGCAGAUUUCUUGAAAGGGGCAACUAUUGGAACAUCACGACUUUCUGAUGUAACAACGCUUGCUAUUGGAUACAUGUUUGUUUUCUCCCUAAUCUUCUUCUACCUCGGCAUUGUUGCUUUAAUUCGGUAUACUAAAGGUGAACCUUUGACCAUGGGGAGGUUCUAUGGUAUCUCUUCAAUAGCAGAGACAAUCCCAUCCCUUUUCAGGCAGUUCUUGGCAGCAAUGAGGCACUUAAUGACUAUGAUUAAAGUUGCUUUCCUUCUGGUCAUUGAGCUGGGGGUAUUUCCUUUAAUGUGUGGCUGGUGGCUGGAUGUUUGUACCAUAAGAAUGUUCGGGAAGACUCUUUCUCAAAGAGUCCAAUUCUUUUCAGUUUCUCCCCUGGCGAGUUCAUUAGUUCAUUGGAUUGUUGGGAUCGUGUACAUGCUACAAAUAAGCAUCUUUGUCAGCCUUCUUCGUGGGGUUUUGCGUAAUGGAGUUCUGUACUUUCUUCGAGAUCCAGCUGAUCCAAACUAUAAUCCCUUUCGUGAUCUAAUUGAUGAUCCUGCACAUAAGCAUGCUCGCAGGGUUCUGUUAUCUGUUGCUGUCUAUGGGAGUUUAAUAGUGAUGCUGGUAUUUUUACCAGUCAAACUUGCCAUGAGAUUGGCUCCCUCCAUUUUUCCGCUUGAUAUUGUUGUCUCCGACCCAUUUACUGAGAUUCCUGCUGAUAUGCUUCUCUUCCAAAUUUGCAUUCCAUUUGCUAUUGAGCAUUUUAAAUUGCGGACAACGAUCAAAUCCUUUCUCCACUAUUGGUUUACUGCAGUUGGCUGGGCACUUGGCUUAACAGAUUUCUUACUGCCUAGACCUGAUGACAAUGGUGGACAGGAAAAUGCAAAUGGGGAACCAGUAAGGCAGGCCCUUUAUGCAGUACCAGUAGAUGAAAUUGCACAACAGGAUCAGCCACUAGGGGUACUUGAAGCUGUCGAUGAUUUAAAUGGAAGCAUUCAUGCAUCAGGGAAUUCUAAUAUCACAGAUGAGUAUGAUGCUGAUGAUCAAUCUGAUUCAGACAGGUACGGCUUUGUGCUUCGUAUUGUCCUUUUGUUGGUGGUGGCUUGGAUGACUCUACUUAUCUUUAACUCCGCCUUGAUAGUUGUACCUAUUUCACUUGGACGAGCGCUCUUCAAUGGCAUUCCUCUUCUCCCAAUAACUCAUGGCAUCAAGUGCAAUGAUUUAUAUUCUUUCAUCAUUGGAAGCUAUGUCAUUUGGACUGCUCUAGCUGGAGUCAGGUAUUCCAUUGAGCACAUCAAAACAAGGAGGGCUGUAGUUCUGUUGAGCCAAAUGUGGAAGUGGUGUGUCAUUGUUAUUAAGAGUUCUGUUCUGUUGUCAAUAUGGAUAUUUGUCAUCCCAGUAUUAAUUGGACUGCUGUUUGAGCUUCUGGUAAUUGUGCCAAUGCGGGUGCCUGUGGAUGAAAGCCCUGUGUUCCUCUUGUAUCAGGACUGGGCAUUGGGACUCAUCUUUCUUAAGAUCUGGACUAGACUGGUUAUGUUGGAUCAUAUGAUGCCCUUGGUGGAUGAGAGUUGGCGAAUAAAAUUUGAAAGAGUGAGAGAAGAUGGUUUCUCCAGGCUGCAGGGCCUUUGGGUGCUAAGGGAGAUUGUGUUCCCAAUCAUAAUGAAGCUGCUGACAGCCCUGUGUGUUCCUUACGUUUUAGCCAGAGGGGUGUUCCCUGUGCUUGGGUAUCCACUAGUAGUUAACUCGGCUGUCUAUAGGUUUGCUUGGCUGGGUUGCCUCUGCUUCAGCCUGUUGUGCUUUUGUGCCAAGCGAUUCCAUGUAUGGUUCACCAACCUCCACAAUUCAAUACGUGAUGAUCGCUAUUUGAUUGGCCGUAGGCUUCAUAACUAUGGAGAGGACACAGAAGGCAAGCAAAAUGAGGUUGAAGAUAUUCCCUCGGAAACACAAAGUGCUAAUUUGCAUGGCACUGCUUUAAUUCGACAUGACAGAGAAGCUGACAUAGGAAUGAGGCUGAGGCGUGCUAAUCGACAUGAUGCCUAAACUUACGGGGAAAGGAUGUGCAGCCGGUUUUGGUAAGAGGUUGAGGCUGUUAUGUUGUGGACGUAAACACCACAACAGGUCAACAGGUCUUAUAUCCACCACAAUAGGUCGUAUAUCUACUCUCUGGCUGGUGUCUAUAAUGCACUCCGUUAACUUAGUGGUAUUCUGUAUUGUGCAUAUAAAAUGGGAAGCUUAGUAAGCAGGAGGGAGGAACAAAUGAAAUAUUGUUUGUUUAUAGAAAAAAAAUGUUGAUCACGUGUAUUAUUGUUCUGAAAUAUUUGUUCGAAUUGCAUAUCUGUAUGUGUUAGCGAGA
This is a messenger RNA of Vitis vinifera (wine grape), 3811 nucleotides long. RefSeq names its product probable E3 ubiquitin ligase SUD1. The transcript has 9 exons. Gene Ontology annotation, cellular component: endoplasmic reticulum membrane. The coding region runs from base 163 to 3498 and encodes 1111 amino acids. The record is from RefSeq and is a predicted model, not a curated record. NCBI's taxonomy places the organism in Eukaryota, Viridiplantae, Streptophyta, Magnoliopsida, Vitales, Vitaceae. Gene Ontology annotation, molecular function: zinc ion binding.